AUGAGGGGUGAGCGCGCAGCGCAGGCCGUGCCUCCCGCUGACGGAGCCCCUCCUGGUCCCCAGGCUCUCUCAUCGCCUCCUCUGAAUGCCGCCCAGAGUCUGAAGGGUCCGCUCACCAUUCUUCUUGCACUCGGUCUCCAGUGGUCGCCCCAGCGUGUAACACAUGAUCUGAGAAUCCUGAGCAGACGUUUAAACGUCACCCAGCUUUCCCGCGGCCCGGAUCAAGUGGACAGUGCUGGCCAGAAGGGAGCCAGCACCUUGAAAACUGAAGGAUCUCAUCCAGUUUCUAGAAGCAGUGUGCGGGGUCAUCUCUGGGGCGUCGAGCUCUGCCCGUGCGAUGACUCGGCCCCCUGUCUCAGCCCCAUGUGCCCCCAGCCCCGCGCGGCGCUGGACACGCACUGGAACCGCUGCGACGUCAGGAGGUCACGAGUAGAGUGUCUAGAAAACGCUGAUCACAUGCUUCUUAGCGGCAUCACUGAUGUUUCAGACCCUGUCCUUAUUUACUUCCUGAUCAAGUCUGCACUGGCCCAUCUAGCGCCCACGGUGAAGGUUCUGACCAUGCACCCCCGCAGACCGUGCCCCGAGACCCUUGGUCCCCUGCUCUCCAUCACCAGCACCCGUGGCCUCCCCACCUGCCAGCACCUGCUACUCCUGCUGGGGGUCCUCCCGGCCACUGGGCGGGAUCAGCUGUGGGCAAAGGACCAAGGUGUAGGGCAGGACAACCCCCAGACUGGCCCCGGGAGGCCAGUGGAGAGUGUGACGGUCAUGGAGAAGGCUGUGAACAUGUCACAGAAGACGUCGACGAUCUAA
Messenger RNA from Rangifer tarandus platyrhynchus (Svalbard reindeer), 810 nucleotides. NCBI's taxonomy places the organism in Eukaryota, Metazoa, Chordata, Mammalia, Artiodactyla, Cervidae. The record is from the annotation of a GenBank genome assembly.